Mercurialis annua (annual mercury) is the source of this 2769-nucleotide messenger RNA. RefSeq names its product LRR receptor-like serine/threonine-protein kinase IOS1. The transcript is spliced from 13 exons. The coding region runs from base 73 to 2700 and encodes 875 amino acids. Lineage: Eukaryota; Viridiplantae; Streptophyta; Magnoliopsida; Malpighiales; Euphorbiaceae. Gene Ontology annotation, biological process: protein phosphorylation. Gene Ontology annotation, molecular function: protein binding; ATP binding; protein kinase activity. The record is from RefSeq and is a predicted model, not a curated record.
UUGGCAGUUCAGAUCAAGAGAGGUCUCACUUCUAUAUAUAUUGUCCGAGCAAGAAGAAAAUUCCUGACAGAAAUGGAUAUCAUCUUAUCUCGAUUCGUUUCCGUAUAUUUCUGUGUUUUAACAUUGGCAAUUUCUAUUCAUGGCCAGGACCAAUCAGGUUUUAUUAGCCUAGACUGUGGCUUACCAGCAAACACUAGCUAUUCUGAUGAAGCAACAACGCUCGAUUUUAUUUCCGAUGAACCAUUCAUUGAAACCGGCAUAAGUAAGAGCAUAACUCCUGAAUCCGGCGCAAAUAACAUUUUCCGGCCUCUAUGGUACGUCAGAAGCUUUCCUCAGGGCAACAGACAUUGUUACAAUAUCACCCUGACUAAAUACAAUACUGAAUAUUUAAUUAGAACUACUUUCAUGUACGGAAAUUAUGACGGUCUAAAUCAGAAACCUUCGUUCGAUCUGUAUUUAGGACCUAAUAAAUGGGUCACUGUACAAAUACUGAAUGGAUCUUUUCCGCAAAGAAAGGAGAUCAUACAUCGUCCCAAAUCAAAGUACAUACAUGUCUGUCUUGUAAAUACAAACUCAGGAACACCUUUCAUAUCUGCGUUGGAAUUAAGGCCUCUACCACAUGGAAUUUAUGUAUCCGAGUAUGGAUCGCUGGCACUCUUCGAACGGGAUGAUGUCGGUUCAUCAACUAAUAGUACAGUAAGGGAUAUUAAUGUUCUGUCAAACGAAUGCCUCAGGUAUCCAGAUGAUGUCUACGAUCGUCGUUGGGCUCCGGUGCAUUUUAUCGAUUGGACGGAUCAAACUACCAAUCAAACUAUCGAUUUCGGAAAUAGUAAUAACUACGAGCUGCCGUCAACUGUUAUGAAAAGUGCAGGCAUACCAAGAAACAGCAGUAGUCCCAUGGAAAUAACCUUGUCACCUGAGGACACUACUUUGAAAUUUUACGUAUAUUUUCACUUUGCAGAAAUUGUAAAACUUGAGGCAAAUCAGUCCCGUGAAUUCAACAUUUCAUUGAAUGGAAAAUUCUGGUAUGGACCUAUUACUCCUCAUUAUUUAUAUUCGACCACAAUUUUCAGCGGAUAUGCAAUAUUUGGGGGAAAUUAUGAUUUUCAACUCUUUAAAGUUGGUGGUUCAACACUGCCACCUCUUCUCAAUGCAAUGGAAGUUUUUUAUUUAGUUGAACUUCCACUCUCAGAAACAAAUCAAGCAGAUGUUGAUGCUCUGAUUAAAAUCAAGUCAACAUAUAAAAUAACAAGAAACUGGCAAGGAGAUCCAUGUGCUCCUCAAGAUUAUGUAUGGGAAGGUCUUAACUGCGACUACAAUCAUACUGAUUCACCUCUGAUCAUAUCUUUGAACUUGUCCUCGAGUGGAUUGACCGGGGAGAUACCUUCUGUUCUUGCAAAUCUGAAUUCACUUGAAUCCUUGGAUUUAUCAAACAAUAGCUUAAUUGGAAACAUUCCUGAUAUUCUCUCUCGGUUAAAAUCUUUGAAACUUCUAAACUUGGCAGGAAACAUGCUCACAGGUAAAAUUCCUGACGAUCUCCUCAAAAAAUUGCAAAGCGGUAAAUUAUUGCUAAGUGUCGACGGAAAUCCAGAGCUUUGUGCAUCAUUUCCUUGCAAGAAAAUUAACAACAACAAGAAGAAAACGAAUAACUUUAUCGUUCCCGUGGUGGCGUCCGUUGCAGCAGUACUAUCUGUAUUAGUAAUAGUAUGGUGUCUUAAAGGAAGAAGAAAGCAGAAAGGUAAAUGCUCCUUAAAUUUAGUAGCAGGUAAGGUAGAAGCUGAAGCCAAGGGAAUACAUGAACCUCUGCAGACGAAAAACAGACGAUUCGCUUACUCUGAAAUCCUGAAAAUUACUAAUAAUUUUGAGAAAGUUAUUGGUAGAGGUGGAUUUGGAAUAGUUUAUCAUGGUUACAUAGAGGAUACCGAAACAGAAGUAGCAGUGAAAAUGGUCUCUACAUCUUCCGUACAGGGUUACAAGGAAUUCGAGGCAGAGGUUAAAUUACUUUUGAAAGUUUAUCACAAGAAUUUGACUUCUCUUGUUGGAUACUGCGAUGAAGGCGAAAACUUGGUUCUUAUUUAUGAAUACAUGGCUAAUGGCAACCUAAGACAACAACUUUCAGGCGACCAUUCAAAUAUCUUAAGCUGGGAGGGGAGACUGCAAAUAGCCCUUGAAGCAGCACAAGGGUUGGAAUAUCUUCAUAAUGGUUGCAAGCCACCAAUUGUGCACAGGGAUGUGAAGACUUCGAACAUUUUGUUGAACAAUAAUUUGCAGGCAAAACUUGCUGACUUUGGUCUCUCUAGGUUUUUUCCUGUUGAAGGUGGCUCUCAUGUGUCCACAGUUGUUGCCGGAACUCCUGGUUAUCUUGAUCCUGAGUACUAUUUAACAAACUGGCUAACGGAAAAGAGCGACGUAUACGGCUUCGGAAUUGUUAUUUUAGAGAUAAUUACAGGGAAAUGCGCGAUUAUUCAAACUCGUGACGAGAACACUCAUAUAAGCCAAUGGGUUAAACUAAUGCUUGAAAGAGGAGAUAUGAAGAACAUUGUGGAUCCAAAAUUAUGUGGAGAAUUUGACGUUAAUUCUGCAUGGAAAGUUGUGGAAUUAGCAAUGGCUUGUGUUUCUGAAACUUCUGCUCAAAGGCCAAGCAUGAGCCGAGUGGUGACUGAACUUAAUGAGAGCUUACUAAUGCAAAUGGCGAAAUGAAGAGCUUUCAAAUGAUAUUAGCGUUAGACAACAAUUGGUUAGAUCGUGAGAUCGAUUCCUUCUACAAAC